AAAAGAAACCCAUCAUCCUGUCUCUUACACCGAUCCUGCUGUUCCUCCGUCUGCCCCUCCAUCAACCCACCCCGCACUCGUCCACUGGAUCUUGUCCUUUCAAACAACGACUCCAGAUCAAACCAAUCACACAGUGACUUACCCCGCCCCUCAAACAUGAUUCCGCUAUCUCGGGUCAUUGCACACAUGAGGCCCAGCGCCUCUGGCGCCUCAACCAUUACCUCCGCCGACAAACGCGAUGGAACCAGUCCGCAGGGUGAGAAGCACCACCACCUGCCCACGAAGAGUCUCGCCGACCUCAAGAAAGAUAUAUCCGGAUUCUAUUACAAAAGCGAGAACGGAAGCGCAGUAUGCAUCUCUGUUGCUGACGAUGCUGCCACCCUUGCCUUCAGACGAGAUCUACAAGCCAAAUGGUUCACCGCCAUCAUCCAGGAUGCGGCACGCAAACAACUUGGAGGUGAGGGUGGGAGACAUGCUUCCACCUCCCAUCAUCUCGACGCUGCUACCAUCGCGUCAAGACCACCUUCCCCCUUCUUCGACGACGUGGCCGUAGACGAGUUUCAAGACUGCCGCAAUGACCUGUCCUCCGUGGAGAAUGACUAUGUAUGGGUCAGCGACAACGACGACGACUUUGAGUUCGUGGAAGUGGACAAGACAGAUCUGGCUGCAGAAAGCCUCAGCUCAUCAGGUGUUGUGCUUGAAUUCCCUAUUGAGACACCCGGGACCACCGACCCCGCAGCCCAGGGAGAAGAGUCUAACGCUACGACCAAGGAGAGCAUCUCGUCUCCUACCACCCGCAAAGCCAAGUAGAGCAGAUAUGGUUUGACGGACUGGGACCUGUGUUCAUUCUGAUGAGAAGGGGUGUUGCUCUUUUGUGGUCUGUGCUGCUGUUCAUUUGCGUUUCUGCGCAGGCUUGUCAUUGGCCUUUGCACAGCUUUGCUUGCCUGCUUGUCGUCUACUUGCUCUGCAUCUUUGCUUUUUGUCUUUCUUUCGUGUAAUUCGUUGGCAUUGGCAUUUGCAUCGGUGUAUAUCCCCUCUCACACUGUUGUCUGGGUCAUUUGUGAAUUUUACUUGCGAGCUGAUUCGGG
Messenger RNA from Aspergillus saccharolyticus JOP 1030-1, 1088 nucleotides. RefSeq lists its product as uncharacterized. The annotation marks the transcript as partial. NCBI's taxonomy places the organism in Eukaryota, Fungi, Ascomycota, Eurotiomycetes, Eurotiales, Aspergillaceae. The transcript has a single exon. The record is from RefSeq and is a predicted model, not a curated record.